This is a messenger RNA of Nerophis lumbriciformis (worm pipefish), 1026 nucleotides long. Lineage: Eukaryota; Metazoa; Chordata; Actinopteri; Syngnathiformes; Syngnathidae. The record is from RefSeq and is a predicted model, not a curated record.
AUGCAGCUUGAAAUCCAAGUAGCUCUCAACUUCAUCAUCUCAUACCUGUACAACAAGCUGCCUAGAAGGCGGGUCAACAUCUUCGGCGAGGAGCUAGAGCGGCAGCUGAAACAGAAAUAUGAGGGUCACUGGUACCCGGACAAGCCAUACAAGGGCUCGGGGUUCAGGUGCAUCCAUGUUGGGGAGAAGGUGGAUCCUGUGGUGGAGAAGGCAGCCAAAGAGAGCGGACUGGACAUCAACGAUGUCCGCAACAACCUUCCACAGGAUCUCAGCGUGUGGAUUGACCCCUAUGAAGUGUCCUACCAAAUCGGGGAGAAGGGACCUGUCAAAGUGCUCUAUGUUGACGACAGCAACGAGACCGCGGCGAGCACCGGGGGCCUCGACCUGGACAAGGAGAUCAAGAACAGUUUUAAUCCAGACGCGCAGGUCUUCAUGCCCAUCAACGAGCCCAUGGGCGGCACCUCCCCGGGCUCCAGCUCGCCCUCUCCUCCUUUCGGCCAUUCGGCGGCGGUCAGCCCCACUUUCAUGCCCCGCUCCACGCAGCCUUUAACCUUCACCACCGCCACCUUCGCCGCCACCAAAUUCGGCUCCACGAAGAUGAAGAGCAGCGGGCGCAACAACAACAACAACGGCACUAACGCCACCAACAAGGCGGCACGUACCUCUCCCACCAACCUGGGACUGAAUGUGAACACUCUCCUGAAGCAGAAAGCCAUCUCCACCUCCAUGCACUCUCUCUACGGGCUGGGCCUGGGAACGCAGCAGCAGCAGCAGGCUAAGCCCUCGGCCUUGUCCCCCAAUGCCAAGGAGUUUGUGUUCCCCAGCCUCCAAGGCCUGAGUACGCAGAGCGCCCUAUUCCCGGGGGACAGCUCACUGGGUCUGGGCCCGCUCCCGUACAGCAACACCUUCGACGUAUUCGCGGCCUACGGCGGCCUUAACGACAAGUCCCUGAUGGACGGCUUGAAUUUCAGCUUGAGCAACAUGCAGUAUUCUAACCAGCAAUUCCAGCCAGUCAUGGCCAACUAG